GAGGUUUGUAUGUAGAAAGAAAUCCUGAAUCAAGAAACAACAACUUGUCAUCUUCGUUUAACCUAAAAAAAAUACGUCCGCCGAUGAAGAUUGUGGAAAGGUGAAAUUUUCUCGAUCAUGUCUUUGCCGGGAAAUCGAACCAGGGUGCUUUGCAAGUUCUUUGCCCAUGGAGCAUGCUUGAAAGGGGAGCAUUGCGAGUUCUCACAUGACUGGAAGGACCCGGCUAAUAACGUGUGCACAUUUUAUCAAAAAGGAGCUUGUGCAUAUGGUAUCCGUUGCAGAUAUGACCAUGUUAAAGUUCCUCAACGUCAAGCUUCUGCAUCUUCAUCCACAUACCCUUUUCAAUAUGCUGUUCCAGAAUCUAUUACUGCAUCUUCAACUCCUGGAACUGCAUCCCCCAUUGCUGUUAUCGGAGAGCUUUCAGCUUACACAUCUGCAAAACCUACAUGGGCUGAAGGUUCUGGACAGAAUGAUUUGAUAAGUGAUGUUAUAGGGCAAUCAAGAAGUACAAAUCCAGCUGAUAUUGUAAUGUGUUCAUUUGCUGCUGCUGGUAAUUGUCCUCGUGGAGAAACUUGCCCUCAUCUCCAUGGGGAUUUAUGUCCAACAUGCAGAAAACAAUGUUUGCAUCCUUUCAGAGCAGAUGAAAGGGAAGAACAUAAAAUGGGAUGUGAAAAGAAGCAUAAGCAUCUUGAGGCGUUGAAACACAGUCAAGAAAUAGAAUGCAGUGUUUGCCUUGAACGUGUACUUUCAAAACCAACAGCAGCUGAAAGAAAGUUUGGGCUGUUAUCAGAAUGUGAUCAUCCCUUUUGUAUAUCAUGUAUCAGGAAUUGGCGAAGUAGUUCUCCAACAUCUGGAAUGGAUGUGAAUUCUGCUUUGAGGUCUUGCCCUAUUUGUAGGAAGCUUUCAUAUUUUGUCAUUCCUAGUGUCAUUUGGUAUGCAACUAAAGACGAAAAGCAGGAAAUUGUAGAUAGCUACAAAGCAAGACUCAGGUCUAUUGACUGCAGACACUUUGACUUUGGAAAUGGGACGUGCCCAUUUGGAACCAGUUGUUUUUACAAGCAUGCGUAUCGUGAUGGGCGUCUAGAAGACGUGGUUUUGCGUCAUCUUGGGGCUGAAGAUGGACAGACAGUCAUUGCUAAAGAUAUCAGGCUGUCAGACUUCCUCAACCGUAUUCCCCAUCAUAAAACAACACUUCCAUCUUUAGAUGUUUCAUUGUGGCCCACAUAUAUAUAUAUAUACUCAAGAUGGUUGAUUGGUUGCGAAUGAUAAAGGGGAUGCUUAAAAAGGGUAUUGAAGAAUAACUUGCAGCUGAUAUAUAAUAUAUAAUAUAUAUUUUUUGAGGAUAAAUUAAAGGAAGUGUAUGUUGAAUUAAGGGAAUGGUCAAGUGAUAAAUG
Messenger RNA from Lactuca virosa, 1394 nucleotides. The record is from the annotation of a GenBank genome assembly. Lineage: Eukaryota; Viridiplantae; Streptophyta; Magnoliopsida; Asterales; Asteraceae.